AGGGUGAAAGUGAGAAAAUUCAAAUCAAAAGUCUACAGCUAAGAGUAAGAAGUCACUGUCACAUCUCUUAUCUCCUACUCAUAUCAAGUACAACAAGUUUCUCUUAAGUACGAUUAGUCGUUCAUCACCACGGUUUUUCAUUCUGUGUUUUCUGGAACCAAAAAUCUACAACACCUAGAUCGCUGCUUCUCAGAGAUACAGUGUUUCAUUCGAUCAAUAUUUGUAUUACCAGUAACAUUCAUUUUAGCAAGUAGCAGUCACAACUACACCAUGCCGAGCAACCAUCCUUCUGUGUGCGAUGUCAAGCUUCUGCCGCCUGACCAAGUUCGCUUCAGUCAAAACACUGUUGGAGCGAAUUUCAAGAAUGGUGGGUCUGUCCAGGAUCUCACCAACGCGGUUAGAAUUAAGGCUCCUCGUACAGAUCUGAAUCUGUGCUCCGUUCCUUCGGAGUCUCAAGCAAACAAGAAACAUCGAUCCUGGGAGGUGUCUUGAUUCAACGAAGCAAGGGAAAACCAUACGUUGUAAGACCAAGUCGAACAAGUUGGGAAUAGAGACCUACAUCCAUCGUGGUGAAGGUUUUUUCACCGGCAACCGGCUAUCAGUCUGUCUCUAACAAAAGCGGCAAAGUGAACCCGCAAUGUGACAUUCCUCCUAUCCGAGCCUUCGAGACGAAGAAGGGCAACUUGGUCACCCACGACAACCGCAGACUUAAAGUCUUCAAAGACGCAGGCGUGCCUCAAGUUCCAGUGUUGAUAACGAAAGACAAGGUUCCGGAUUUCAAGUUCACGACGGAGGACCAUGGAAAGUCAGUACAGACGGUAAAGCGGGGAGAUGGGAAAGGAGGUUGUAAUCCAAAAGGAACGCAUUCAAAGGGGAAUAAAGGUGGCGCUAGUUGUUCUACUAGCUGCAUCACAACUCUGGCAAAUGCACAAGUUAUGAACAAACGGAGGACACGCUUGUGGAGGAGGUCAAAAUUUAGGGAAAAUUAGGGGAUGUUAUGGCUCCCUGAUUUUCCCUAAAAUUCGUAUGUGGGGUUAAGCGUGUCCGUUUGUUUCUAAACAAGCAAAGGCUUCUCCUCUCUCUAACACAGCUGGAACAAUCUCGUCAUCUUCAACUUCCAGUUCCAUGUUUUCUUCAACUGCAUCGUCUAGUGCAGCUGCACCUUUCGGGGUGCACGACGCUUCCGUCUGCCACGAAACGUGGACACGUACGGUGAAGAUGGGCGACAAGGAAGUCACGGACAAGUAUGAACGAACGACGUAUUCCAAGUCUACAAACGGGAAUCAUGGCAAGAAAGGCGCUGUUGAUGUAGGUUCCGGCAAAGGCAACAAGUCAGCAGGAACAAAAGGACCAUACAUUAAGGGCACUUUUUGAUUUUGAGUUUGUUGAGGAGUUCUCCUCUGCGCGGAAGCAUUUAGUUUCACUCUCUUGAGUAAAAUAGUUUCUUGAAUUCUAAGGCCAAUGUGAUUGUUGAGGAGUUCUUCGUUUUCCUUAUCCUCUGUGAGGACCACGUGGAAUAUGGAUAUUUCUUUGAGCAGUUGCUCUUGUAAACAACUUGUUCGGGUGGCGGAUGAUACACCCGAGAGGUCAACACGCAGGUCGCGAUGAUUACGAAGUACCGAGAAAGAGUCUACCUCUAAUUAGAUGAAAAGUGUUGCUGAUGCUUCACGUCCACAAAAAGGAUCAGGUGCUACAAACAAGUCGGGAAAGGCGGGUCCUCAGGCGCAAAAAGGAUCAGGUGCUACAAACAAGUCGGGAAAGGCGGGUAAUGCCACGAGCUCCAAGACACCGAAUGUGGGCAAAGGUAACGGCAAAGGAGCAAAGCCCUCGAAUAACAAAAAAAACGGUGGCAGUGCUGGUAAACAAAAGCAUAGUGGUGGAAAAAACGCUACCAAAAAGAAAGGCUGAGAAUCAUGAAGAUGAGACAGCUGCGCGUGAACAAUUUUUAUAUCCAUAUCAGGACUGUGGAAAAAGAGAAAAACAUGACGAAGUAGAAGUUGGUCUGUUUUUAGACAAAAAUUAUGAAAAAUGAUUUUGAUUAUUUUCAUUGCCACGAACGACUGAACACAACUACUUAUGUCUAUGCUUUUGAUUUUCAUUGCCACGAACGAUUGAAGAAGACAACUCCUUAACCAUUCGAAAGUAAGGAUUGAGAUUGCUUGUGACCCAUUCCUUCGAAGAAACAUCAAAAAAUGCUAAUAGUAAACAAGGAAUGUUGAGGAGGUGGAAGCGAUGAAGACGUAAAGAUUCAAGAGAAGAUGAAGAACGAAGCUCAACAUCAUGGUCACAACAUGAUAAAGUAGAGAAGAUGAAAAUCAAAGCGAGUGCCUCUCUGUUGAGUGCUAGGCUCACAUAUAAUCGGCACCUACGUAUAGCCUGUAACACGCUACGUAUAAAAAUAUAAGAACCUUUGUUUUCUGCAUAAUGGAUGACGGGUCGG
Molecule: messenger RNA, 2440 nt
Organism: Amoebophrya sp. A25
Lineage: Eukaryota; Dinophyceae; Syndiniales; Amoebophryaceae
Source: the annotation of a GenBank genome assembly